Messenger RNA from Ipomoea triloba (trilobed morning glory), 1591 nucleotides. RefSeq lists its product as uncharacterized. NCBI's taxonomy places the organism in Eukaryota, Viridiplantae, Streptophyta, Magnoliopsida, Solanales, Convolvulaceae. Bases 251 to 739 code for a protein of 162 amino acids. The transcript is spliced from 6 exons. Gene Ontology annotation, cellular component: membrane. Gene Ontology annotation, biological process: protein targeting. The record is from RefSeq and is a predicted model, not a curated record.
AACUUGCAGUGUUCUGUGUAUGUUUCAUUCUCACUUCUGAAUCAUUCAUCAAAUUUCCCCUUCUCCACCUCCAGUCCUAAUAUUAUUGUUGCCCUGCUCAAUUUUAUCUUCUCUUGCGCCGUCGCAAAGCAUUGAGAUUUGAGGGAGAGAUAGAGUUCAUUCACUUUUCUCCACUGCACUUUCAUCCCUGUAGUAGCCUCUUCAUUUCUCCCCAUCUCUACAUCACGCAUUCUAAAAUCAAAGAUUAGAGAUGGUGGUGUCUGUUUCUAGCUGGAACUCCUACCUUUCAGGUACUUUUCAACUUACAACUGACAUAAAGUCUCCCACACAGCCAUUCCGAAUUCAUUGCUCCAAUAGGUUCAGUUUCAGAGAGCAUUCUUCUGUUCAACUGACACCUAAGAAAAUAACUAGUGUAAAGAUUGAGCAUACAUCUUUUGCGAGUCAUGAUAUCAAAUGCUAUUCAUAUGUCCAAAGAAAUCAUCAGCAUUUGAGAGAUGAUGAUGACAACAAGCCAUUUUUCGGGUUCUUAAUGGAGCCGUUCAGGGUAACUAAGACUUUACUAUCAUUUCUGGCUGAACAGCCAAGUCAGCUGAAGUACAUAGAAUGGCCAAGCAUCCAGAGCACGCUGAAGACGGCAAGUCUUGCACUCGUUCUUGUUGUUUUGUUUAUCAUUGCAUUAUCGUCAGUUGAUUCUGCCCUAUGUUUUCUAUUGGCUUUGCUUUCAAGGAGGGCAGCAUGAUACAAGAAUUGUGUGUUUCAUGCUGAAAGGUAACCAGAUCUGGCAAAUGCUGUUCUUCACAUGUAUCCCUAAACCUAGUACUAAUGGCAUAUUCUUUGGCAUUGCCACAUGAAGUGCCUUCUGAAUUUCUCAGAAGGAACAAUUUUGCCGACGUAUGUGUACAUUCCCUGAUUGUCUCUGUACGCUGCCAUCCACAUUCACUUUAAUGGAAUUACUAUCUGCCCUUUUUCCAUCCAACUAAAGCUUUGCGUUUUAGUCAAAGUUUUCUUUUGAUUAUUUUUAUAUGUGAUCGAUAUUCUAGGCCAACUUUGUUCAGAGAAAAUCUCUGUAGGGUAAGUACAUAUUUUAAUACAUGCAAUUUAUGUUGGGUUAAAGUAUUUAGGAGAUGUCUGAUUUCUUGAUUUGUUUCUUAGUGCCUUCAGAAUGUGUUUGCAUUUCGUGGUGAAUACUAUAUUUCAUGGAGAGACAUCCACACUUUGAACAAUAAUUAGAUGGUCUAUACAAGAAUUACCGAGGCCUAGUGUUUGAUGCUAAAUAGAAUUCAAUCAACUCAAGAUAAUAUCAAUUACUCUACUAUUUUUUGGCAUUGGAUUCACCAUAAGUUCCAUGUUUUUCGAAAAGUAUUACUCUUUUACUUCAUUGUAAUCUAGCAUUUGCUGAGAAUCAUACAAGUUUCAUGUGUAUUACAUAUUGCUUGAAGAUUACUACAUCAUCUUUAGAAGUAUUGCAUAUUCUUUAAAUAGUAUUUCAUGUUCCUUCCAAUAGUUGUAUUUGAGAAACAUUGUUGAACAUAUUGGAGAUGAAGAUAGAAAUGAGAGUUCAAUUAAAGCUUGUUGGUCUAGUUGGAUGAAA